Leptopilina boulardi is the source of this 1903-nucleotide messenger RNA. RefSeq names its product trafficking protein particle complex subunit 2-like protein. Gene Ontology annotation, biological process: endoplasmic reticulum to Golgi vesicle-mediated transport. The transcript has 5 exons. The record is from RefSeq and is a predicted model, not a curated record. Lineage: Eukaryota; Metazoa; Arthropoda; Insecta; Hymenoptera; Figitidae. Gene Ontology annotation, cellular component: TRAPP complex; cytoplasm; nucleus. The coding region runs from base 349 to 759 and encodes 136 amino acids.
UAUAUAAAAAACGUAUCGCAAAUGCGGACCGCUCGCUCAGUUUUCGGUGAGUGUAAAAUCAGCAGUAUGAACAUAACCAAAAAUUUAAAUUCUAACAAUUUGGAAAACCAUUGUUGAUCAAAACAAUUGGGCUUUCAGAUUCAAUGGAUUAAAUUAAUGUGAAAACUUAAUAUAUUUAGUGAAGAAGAGAAAAUUACGUUAAAAAAUACUUUAGUUAAAUUGAUUUUUAGAGUUCAGUGGUUACAUUUCUUAUAAGAUCAUAUUAAUAACAUGAGAUAAUUAUUAGUAACGUUACAGUGAUUGUGAUAUUUUUUCAAUUUUUAUAUUUAAAAAUUUGUUAAUUUUACAAUGGCCGUGUGUAUUGCUGUUAUCGGUAAGGAUAACUCUCCCAAAUAUAUAAGAUGUGUAAAUGAAACGGAUGAAUUAAAAUUUCACUACAAAGUUCACACAUCUAUUGAUAUUAUAGAGGAAAAAUUAAAUGUUGGAAACAAAAUUGCAAAUGAUGUUAGAGAAUUAUUUCUCGGAAUGCUUUAUUCCACAGAAGAUUAUAAAAUAUACGGAUAUGCGGCUAAUACAAAAAUUAAAUUUGUGAUAGUUUUGCAGUCAUCGAAUGUAACGUUGAGAGAUAACGAAGUCCGAAUGAUUUUCCGAAAACUUCAUGCUGCCUAUUCAAAUGCUGUAUGUAAUCCGUUUUACAUACCUGGAGAUCAAAUUGAUUCAAAAAAUAUCCUCAUUUUAUAUGAGGCAUUUUACGUGUGAUGUCCUAAGUUGAAAAAUUGAUUUCUCGAAAAAAGUGUAACUUUGGGGAAAUUGUUGUACUACCUGAUAAUAAAAUAACCCCAAAAAAAUUUUGCCUUUUUUGAAAUUUUGGGGAGAUAGAGGGGGGUCAAUUUUAUCACUUUUCCGUGACACCGUCUACUAUUUGAAUUUUUGCUGUCUAUAAAUGCAAUAAAAAAAAAUGUUGGCAGGUAUUUUUUUUGAAGGUUUUUUCAUGCUCUUUCCAAUGGUGAAUUUUGUUUUUAAAAAUUUAUGAAUUUUGACCUUCACUUUCUAUAAUUAAAAAUAAAUUUGCUAUUUUCACUAAAAUCGGUCCGUUUUUUUAAAAUACAUAAUUGCAAACGAAAGCUGAGGUUUCUUCCGAACUGUAUAUAAAUUUUCAGAAUGCUGAUUUUUUUUGUUUUCGAGAUAUUAAAUGUCAAAUAUUUUAUGACCGCGCGCGCCAUUGUAAACAGCUACCGCGUCGCGGUAUGAGUCGACCGCCUCGCCGCGCGCGCCUAAUUAAAAUCUUUGACAUUUAAUAUCUCGAAAACAAAAAAAAUCGGCAUUCUGAAAAUUUAUAUACAAAUCGGAAAAAACCUCAGCUUUCGUUUGCAACUAUGUAUUUUAAAAAAACGGACCGAUUUUAGUGAAAAUAGCAAAUUUAUUUUUAAUUAUAGAAAGUCAAGGUCAAAAUUCAAAAAUUUUUAAAAACAAAAUUCACCAUUGGAAAGAGCAUGAAAAAACCUUCAAAAAACAUACCUGCCAACAUUUUUUUUAUUGCAUUUAUAGACAGCAAAAAUUCAAAUAGAAGGCGGUGUUUCAGGGAAAAGUGAUAAAAUUGACCCCCCUCUAUCUCCCUCAAAAUUUCAAAAAAGUCAAAAUUUUUUUGGAGAUAUUUUAUUAUCAGGUAGUACAACAAUUUCUUCAAGUUACACUUUUUUCGAGAAAUCAAUUUUUCAACUUAGGACAUUACACGUAAAAUGCCUCAUAUGUGGAUUUACAUGGGAACCUCCGUGGAUUCUUAUGUGGAUCUGGGAUUUCAAGUGGGUGUUUAUAGAAAAACAUCGUCAAAGACGUUCUCUUAUUGAAUCUCAUGAUGUACUUUUAUGAAUUUUAAUAAAGUAAAUAUUUAAAUAAAUUUAAA